Messenger RNA from Drosophila bipectinata, 1979 nucleotides. It is a transcript of the gene vrs, whose product is annotated as versager. Lineage: Eukaryota; Metazoa; Arthropoda; Insecta; Diptera; Drosophilidae. The record is from RefSeq and is a predicted model, not a curated record.
AACAUGAAAUACCUGCAUAGGAAAGAUUUUAGUAUUUAGCAUAAGCCAAAAACCCAACAGAAUAAUCAAGGAACUAAUAUAACUACAUAUAAACUAAACGAUCGAUGUUAGAAAUGACACUUUCACAUAAACAUAUGAUAUUCCUUUAAAUGUUUAAAAUAAAUUUGGAAAACGCCUCUGGGUAACAGAUCCCAGUAGGCCUUUCCGUAACCUGAAUAUGUCUCGAAUUGUUUCAUUUCAGUUUCGUACUUUCACUCCUACCGGUAACACAUAAGUCUUCUCUAAGUAACUAGUCAACUGAAAAUAAAUCAAAAUCAAAAUUUUUAAAUUUUUCUAACGAAUAGUAUUUUUCUAAAAUGGAUAUAUUUAAUAUUCCAAAGAAAGUUAACCGGCACGUCUUUAAGGCAAUCUGCUUCCUGCAGGGUUCCAAGAAGGAAUUCGUUUCGACCGGAGCUAUUGCUAAGCAGGUUAAGAUCCAGAUGGCUAAAACUCGAGUCAAGCCCGUUCGUAACUUUGAUAAGACCAUCCAUGAGUCGCUGAAUAACUUGGCCAGCAUGGGCCUAGUAUCAAAGUCAGGAGGUAUUAAUGCCUACUCGGUGGCUUUCUCCCUUACUCAACCUCGGGUAUGCGCAAGUAAGGGACGGGCUGUUCCAAAAGCCGUCCCAAGUGUGCCCGGCAAUACUGCUUCUCGUGAAAAAGUAAAUAUUUUACAACGCAGGCGAAGCUUUACACGGAUGGACCCGGAUAAUGCAACCACUAAGCUGAUCACUCCAGACUCUCUUUCUGGAAACGAACAGGAAAAGGCUAGGAAGAUAUUCCGCACAACCAAGCGUCUGGUAAAAGAAAAGAAGGUAGUCCCGCCUCCAAAGAGAGCUUAUAAGAAAAAGCCAGGACGUGGUUUUAAGCCAAAGAAACUGGCUUUGAAAGCAAAGGAUAAAACUCAAUAUUAUCAACAAGUUGUGUGCAUGGAAUGUAGUCCCUGUGUAGAUUCUAACAUCGAUCCUGAAGUUGAAUUCAUCCCAAACACAAGCCAAGAUGUCGAUCAUUACAUGGAUGUCGAUCAAAAUGAUGAAGAGGAUGUAUACGACGAUAAGAAUAGCCAAACAACCUCGCGCCCUUUUGUAUUGGGCACUUUUAACCAAAUGCCCAAUGGCUUGUCUAUGGAAGACAAUCUUGAACAAAAAUCAUCCGGCCAUGAGCUGAAAUCUGUGGAUGCUGCGGCAGAUCUUCACCAAAGCAGUGCCUGCUCAAUGGUAUCGCUGAAAGAAAUGGAUUCCUGUAUGCAGAUUUGGUAUCCGGACCAAAUGUCCAUGGCAGCCCCUGUUGAAACACCUUCGUUUACAUCUGUGGGAAACAUAAAUUCUACUUCACAAACAAGUGUGGCCCAGGGUGCUCAAGAUUCAGUCGGCGAUAAAUCAAAUUCUCCAAGGACACUAGAAUCUAACCGUACCAAUCCCAGAGUAGCACCGACGUUUUUUAACCCGGAGUUUCUAGACGUACAUUAUAUGCGACAAAUGUUGUCAAGUGUGGGUACCAAUCAUUCGUACCCAACUCAAUCAACACAGGAACCGGGACUGAAUCUUUUAGCCGAAUCCUUACAUUGCCAAGACUCACGAGCCUCGUUUGGAGUUAAAUCGUCGGAGUCUGGACAGGAACCAGGACUUAAUCCUGUAACUGAAUCUCUACAUGGCCAAGAUUCGCGAGCCUCGUUUGGAGUUAAGUCGUCGGAGUCUGCACAGGAACCAGGACUGAAUCCUUUAGCCGAAUCUCUACAUGGACAAGAUGCGCCAACCUCGUUUGAAGCUAAAUCUGAAUCAGCACAGGAACCAAGUACUUCAAAAUCAGCUUUUGGUUCUGUAACCCCCCAGAGUAGCAAAUCUAAUUAUGAUUUUUAUAACUGAUUUAAGCUUAAAAUAGCAGAACUUGUAAACAUCUUUAGUGAAAAUUCAAAAAUAAAUCUGUAACGGUUUUUAGUGAGA